AUCGUGUAGCGUUUCCCUCAGGACCUGCCGGGCCUCGUUCAGCGUUGUUCCUCGGGACAAGUGGGUCCGUACCCGGCGUGCUACGCUGUAAUCCUAAUUGCACCGGGCAACCAUUCCUCGAAUCCAAGCAAGAGCUUCCUUUUCGCGCCCGGGGCUUCCCCGAGGUGGAUUCCUGCCUCUCGAGCUGCCAACCGGCGGAGCUGCUUGCCUUCAGACGUUGUGGGUGCUUCAUCACUGGAGGCUUUUAAGAAGAGACUGGACAGCCACUUGUCUUAAUGGCAGAGGGUCUCCUGCUUGAGCCAGGGGUUGGACUAGAAGACCUCCAAGGCCCCUUCCAGCUCUGUUCUGCUUCUGAUGUUAGCUACUAAUAUUAGGCAAAGUCUCUGAACUGGAAGGGUAAAAAGCUUGUGCUUCUGGUCUGCUGACUUUGUCUUCUCACAGGUGAAUUUGCCUUACUGAGCUGCACCUCUUUGGCCGAGUUGGGGGAGCUUAGGAUCCCUCUGGAGGGCAACACUCGGCUGUGAGGGCAGGAGAAUGAGCGGGCAGCGUGUGGAUGCCAAAGUUGUGAUGCUGGGCAAAGAGUACGUAGGCAAGACCAGCUUGGUGGAGCGAUAUGUUCACAACCGCUUCCUAGUAGGACCUUAUCAAAAUACAAUAGGUGCUGCAUUCGUGGCUAAAGUAAUGUCAGUGGGAGGCCGCACAGUAACCUUGGGUAUCUGGGAUACAGCUGGUUCAGAGAGGUACGAAGCCAUGAGCCGAAUAUACUAUCGUGGAGCAAAAGCUGCCAUUGUAUGUUAUGAUCUUACUGACAGAAGCAGUUUCCAGAGAGCAAAAUUCUGGGUGAAUGAACUACAGAACUUUGAGGAAAACUGCAGGAUCUAUUUGUGUGGCACCAAAAGUGACUUGCUGGAAGAGGAUAAGAGAAGACGAGAAAUUGACUUCCAUGAUGUACAGGACUAUGCAGAUGAGAUCAAAGCUGAGCUGUUUGAAACUUCAAGCAAGACUGGACAGAAUGUAGAUGAGCUUUUCCAGAAGGUGGCUGAAGAUUAUGUGCAUUUUACUGCCUUUGAGUUAACAGAGGAAAAAGGAGUUGAUCUGAAUCAAAAGAACACUACCACCUAUUUUUACAGCUGUUGUCAUCACUGAAUUCUUUAUUUUGCCAAAAGUAACAUUUUCCACCAGAGAUAGCAAUUCAUGCUUUUUCUGGUGGGUCACAUCUUCUACUUGCUAGUUGGAAUGCCUGCCCUUUGGAUAUAUAGAACAUCAUUUGUUGGCCGCUAUCCAAGGAAACAGAAGAGAAGUAGAUCAAGGAUAUGAACAUGCUGCAAAAUGUGCUGCCUUGUUGAGUGGAAGACUUGAUUGCCUUGUGCUCCCUUCCCAGCAGAUAUUGACUAAAUUAUUGAACUGUGUCAAGAAUUAUUAUUUUUCAUCACUAUGCACAAGAGACCUUAUGCUGAGUAGGGUUGUUUUUGCUAUUUUGAAGAUGUUGCCUGAUUCUUAAGCUUAUUUAAAUGGCUUCUAAUAAGUUAUCUACAUGUAAAUAAAAGGCAGAGUGGUCUUGUG
Messenger RNA from Ahaetulla prasina, 1563 nucleotides. RefSeq names its product RAB24, member RAS oncogene family (gene RAB24). The record is from RefSeq and is a predicted model, not a curated record. NCBI's taxonomy places the organism in Eukaryota, Metazoa, Chordata, Lepidosauria, Squamata, Colubridae. The transcript has 9 exons. Gene Ontology annotation, molecular function: GTPase activity; GTP binding. The coding region runs from base 535 to 1146 and encodes 203 amino acids.